AUGUCAAACCCAUCCCCAAACAAGAAACCACCCCACUCCCAACCGCGCAACCACCACAUCUUCGACCCUUGGAACACAUCCUCAACGGGCCAUCAACGUGCUGAAAACCCGUAUUCGCGAACGACCGAAUGGCGCGAUACGCGCCGGGAGAAGUUGGCGCGACAAUUCCGAUCCGACCAUCGUACAGCACCAUCAUCGAGGGAUAAUCUGACUGGAGGAGGAGGAGGAGGAGGAAGAGGGGAGGAAGGGGAAUGGAAAUGGAUGUCCGCACACGAAGCGACGAGGAACGAGCUCGGUGUAGCGGAUAUAAGGCGGUACAUGGGUAUAUCAAAGCCACACCCACAAGCUCAGCAAGGCCAACACGGGCUAUUGAAACCGGAGCCGCAAGCACAAUCGGAACAGCAGCGUCAACCGACGAUGAAGGAGAAACUCGCAUUCGAGCCUGCGACUCUACCACCACCGUCGGAAAUAUCAAGACCUACAGAAGAAGGAAGGAAAGGAAUCUUCGCAUCAUUGACAUUCUACAUCAACGGAUCUACAUACCCGACCAUAUCAGACCACAAACUCAAACGCCUAGUUGCCGAGGAAGGUGGUAACAUAUCGCUGUAUCUAGCACGGAAAUCGGUUACGCACGUCAUUCUCGGCGCUGCCGCCAGUUCAAGUCAUGGUGGUGGUAGUGGGAGGAAAACAGGUGGUUUACUUUCAGCAGGUAAAAUGCAAAAGGAGGUAUUGGCAAAAACAAGCGGGUUUGGGAAAGGGGUUAAGUAUGUUAAUGUUGAAUGGUGCGUUAUUCCUCUCCUAGCUUGGACGAGUUGA
Messenger RNA from Talaromyces amestolkiae, 816 nucleotides. RefSeq lists its product as uncharacterized. Bases 1 to 816 code for a protein of 271 amino acids. The record is from RefSeq and is a predicted model, not a curated record. The transcript has a single exon. Lineage: Eukaryota; Fungi; Ascomycota; Eurotiomycetes; Eurotiales; Trichocomaceae.